Messenger RNA from Argiope bruennichi, 4438 nucleotides. It is a transcript of the gene Ak3, whose product is annotated as GTP:AMP phosphotransferase AK3, mitochondrial-like. NCBI's taxonomy places the organism in Eukaryota, Metazoa, Arthropoda, Arachnida, Araneae, Araneidae. The transcript is spliced from 5 exons. Bases 129 to 782 code for a protein of 217 amino acids. Gene Ontology annotation, cellular component: mitochondrion; cytoplasm. Gene Ontology annotation, biological process: nucleobase-containing compound metabolic process. The record is from RefSeq and is a predicted model, not a curated record. Gene Ontology annotation, molecular function: ATP binding; AMP kinase activity.
UAUAGCAACGGAGUAGCGCAUGUGAAAGUGACGUUUCGAGUCGGAAGUUCUUUCCGUGUGUGAUAUAAGCUUUUUCUGUGAUAACAGGCCAUUAACUCAUUAUACGCUCCAGGUGUUUCUGCUUAAGAAUGGCGAAUUUCUUUCGCUUUGUAAUUAUGGGACCACCUGGUUCUGGCAAAGGAACUAUUUCCUCGCGUAUUGUGAAAAGCUUCAGUAUGUCGUAUGUGGCUAGUGGAGAUAUUUUAAGAAGUCAUAUAGCCCAGGCAACUAUCAAAGGGAGGGAAGCAAAAAAGUAUAUUGAAAGUGGGCAGCUGGUACCAGAUGAUCUUGUAACUAGCCUAAUUUUAGAGCAACUGGAAUCACUUACCAAUUGUAAUUGGUUACUGGAUGGCUUUCCUCGCACUGUGAAACAAGCUGAAGAUUUAACAGCAAAGCAUGAUAUUACAUUAGCCCUCAGUCUUGCUGUACCUGAUGAAGUGAUUAUUUCCAGAUUAAAAGGUCGUUGGUUACACCAAUCUAGUGGUCGGAUAUAUAAUACAGAUUUUAAUCCUCCUAAAGUUCCUGGAAUAGAUGAUGUUACUGGUGAGAAACUCGUACAGAGAGAUGAUGAUAAACCAGAUAUUGUCUUGACCAGAUUGCUUAACUACAGAAAAGGAAAUGCUCCUGUUUUGGAAUAUUUCAGAGAGAAAAACAUUCUAAAGGAGUUUGUUGGUAAAGAAACAAAUGAAAUCUGGCCAAAAGUAAAGAUCUGCUUGGAAGAGUAUUUUCAAAAGCAGGGGUGAUAAAAAGAAUGAUAUUUUCUGCCAUACUUAUUUUUGACAUUUUUUUUUUUUUUUUUCUUUACUCUCUUUAUAGAAAAUUAUUUUUUGUUGUAUUAUUUUUGAAUUGAUUAUGGUACUUUUAUCGCAACAUUUGUUUUAUCAUUUUUGAUCUCAUACAUUUUUAGAUCAUUAAAAAUACAGUACUUAGAUAGUUUUAAAUUUAUAUUCUUUCUGGUCAUUUUUGAUUGUAAUGUUAAAUUUAGAAAAUCCUGUAAAAAAGUGCCAUCCAUAAGAAAUUUUAACUAUUGUCUAUUUAAAUUAUUUCUAAGUGAAAGGUGCUUUCAGUUAUUUAUUAUAUACUAUGGUGUUUGCCUUAAAAUCUCUAAAGGCUUCCAUUUUUUAUACUCUUAUUAUUAUAUAUUUAUACACUCACGAAGUUAACUUUAGAUUGUAAAGAAGAUAAUGGAAAAUUUUUGAGAAAUGAAAGAACAUUAAUGAAAAUGUUAUAUUUAUUAUUGUCCAAAGCACCUCUAACUGGUUGAUUUACUUAAUAAUUUUUACUUAAUAUUUUAUUUAAUUUUUAUUUAAUACUGUUUGUUUCAACACCUAAAGAUUCUGCAAAUUGCUUCAUAUUGCCAUACCUGAAUUGGUGAUGAAUGUUUUUCGUACUAAGUUUCUGUCAUUCUUCCUCAGAUUAACUUAAAUAAAUUUCCAGUCUUUUAAGGAUUAAGAAAUAUUGUAAUUAAAACCUGACAACAUCAUGUUAAUCCUAUAAAACUUUUAUUCAUUCAGCAUGUAAUAAAAUUUCUCAAAAAAAUGGCAGCAUAUAAGAUUGUGUCAUUUCAACUUAAAUUUUAAAAAUGCUGAUAAUUUAAAUGGAAAGAAAAGACUUAUUUUAAGUCCUAAAAUCAUUCAUAAUUGAAUCAUCAAGUUAAAAAUCAUAUUAAUACUCUUUUGUAGUUAUUAUGUAUUAACAAACGUAAAAUCAUUUUUUUUUUCAUUUUAAUUUUAUUGAAAGUGAAAUGUGCCCAAUUGCUGUGACUUACUGUCGAUUGAAAAUUUGUAAUUUUUUAAAUAAAAAUAGGAUUGACUUACAAAAUAUUUUUAAUAAAAUUUUAAUUGAUUUCGAAUAUAAAAAUUUUAGAUUAAAAAUAUAAUUUGUUUUAAAUCAUGUAACAACUAAAUACCCUCUUUCUACUCGAAUUAAUUUCUUUUUUAUGUUAAAGGAUAAAAAAUGGAUUCUUAAAAGGUAUGUAACUAUUCUGAAUAUAAAAUUCCUCUUUUUUUAGGGGAUUUCCUUAUAAUUAUAGAAGAUAAUUUAGCUCUCUUGAUUUUUUUUUCUUUCUUGACUCUCUUUUCUCUACAUAUUUAACUCUGAGGUUAAUCGAUUUCCAUUUUGUCUCAAGCUUGCUAUAUCUAAAUUGUUUUGCCCAUGACAUAUUGAUUUUAAAUUUAUCUAGGAAAUUUCAAAGUUGCCACUAGAUAUUUUUUUUCAGUUUAAUUCAACUCAUUCCAAUAAAUGACAAAUAAUUGUUUGUAUUGUUUUCUAUAAAUGUAUUUGUCUUUUAAGAAGCACAAGUUUGUCUCUAUUGUGUUUCGUGUUUUUUGUGCCAAAUGUUUGAAUGUAGAACAAACCUACUGAAAAUUCAAAUGACUAUGAAUUCUGUAAAUAUAUUUCUUUUUAACUUAACCUCUACUUAUGUUUCAGAAUAAACUCAUUAGAAACUAAAAAUAUUAAACCAAUCUAGUUUGAUAUCAGGAUCUAAGGAAAUGAAUGCGACAUUUUAGAUUUAAAAAGUACUUUAUAAGAUUAAUAUAAAGGAAUUCUUUCAUAGUAUAAAUGAAUGUUAAAACAAACAGUGCACAUUCGAUAAGUUGUGAUAUAUUCUCUAUGACUAUUUCAGUUAGACACAUAGGUAUCUGAAAAUAUAUGAAGAAUAAUUAAAAUGCUAAAUGUUUCUAAAAUCUUAUUAUAUUUUCUAGAAAUGUAAAAAAUUUUCUUAUCACAAUACAUGUUAAUUAUAUCAGUAUACCGAAUAUGAAUAUUAGUAUGACAAGAUAUAUCAAUUUGUAAUAUGGAAUAACCGAUGAAUAAUUUUAUACAGUUAUUACUAAUAAUACAUUUUCAAAAUCAACGUGUCUCAAAAUGGGCAGAGUUUGUGAAUUUGCAUUAAAUUUUUUAACUAAAUCUUCAUUAUUUGUUUCAAUUUAAAAAUAGUAUUUGGCCUUUUGUAAUUUCUUAAAUGAAGAUAUUGAAAAAAAUUAUCAUUAAUCAUGGAUAAAAUUUCACUAUUCUAAAAUAUUUCGUUUUAAAGAGGCGAACACGAAUUUUUCUUACAAAUUUUAUUUGAAAAAUUUUACUUUGGCUCUUUUGAUAUGCUAAUGAUUCUCCUUAUUUGAAACAUAAUUACAGUUGAUAUUACUGAAUGAUUUUCAUGUUGCCUCUUGAGAAUUAUUGUGACUAUACUUUUAAAAAAAUGCAUUGAUUUAUUGAUGCAAAAUGCACCUAAAUGGAUCCUUUAUCAUGAGCAAAAGAGAAAAAAUAUCUCAAUUACUUGCCUCUAUUGGUUCAUCUAGUAUUAGCUGUAUACAUUCCCUUAUGGAAAAAAUAGAAUUUUCAAACGCUGUUUUCUCCUUUGUGAAUGUCGGAAUUUUGACACGAUGAUUCUCAACAGGCUAGUGUAGUUGUAUAUAAAAAGUAUUUAGUUUCCACAAAAGAAAAUUAUAUUUAAAUUGCAGUAUUUUUUAGUGAUAUAUAAAUAUUUUUAUAUGUUAUCAUCUCAAUUUUUUACAGUUUUCUUUAUAUUUUCAAAUCUUAAAAUUUCUAACUUGCAUGUAGUCUCAGGGGCAUAUAUUCCAAUUAAAUUUUACCUUGCCUUUAGAGCUCUACAAACUUGUCUUUUAUUUCAGGUUUCUAUUCUUUUAGUUAUAAAAACUAUGCUUUUUACGUUUAGCAAUUUAAUAGUAUUAUAUAUUUCCAUCUUUUUUAUAUGUCAUAUUUUUGAAAAUGUUUUUGAUGUUUAGCAAAGGGGUAUUGUAAAAGAAAGUAUUAAUUGCAUAUUUUGUUUCAAGAAUUCAUUUUCUAACUAUAUUUUGGCUUAUGUACUUAAUUUAUUUGGCUAUGAAAUUUAAUUAUUUAUGGCGUUUAUUUCAGUAUUGAAAAGUAUCCAUUUAUUUAACUCAUAGAGAUAUUUUUUUAUUUAAAAUUUUAUUCCAUAUUGUUAUUUAUAUAUUUAAAAUGGUUGUAUUGUCGUUGUAUCUUGUGAUUUGUUAUAAAAUAAUUUGUUAAUUAUUUCUCUUUCAAAAUAAUUUAUUCUAUUUUCAGUAUUAAUGAAACCAUUGCACUUAUUGAAGUUUGAUCAAACAAAACAUUUUUAUUCUGGAGGUAAAUUAUGUCUGCAUUUGAAUUGUGAACUUAUUUAUGUUUAUUUGUUUUACAGGCUUAAUUUACUGUGAUUUUAAUCAUGCAUUAUUUUAGUACUUAAAAAAAACCCAGCAUUAUAUUUUAAUGUAUUAAACUGUAUUGUCUUUCAGUUUUGUGAUACUGUUACAUUUCUUGAACUCUUAUUUGCUUUUGAAACCUGUAUCAUCAAGAUAAUUUUUAAAGGAUAUGUCAUAUCAUUGUUAUAUUCUUUAAUUACUGUUGAAUGAAUUAUGAAAUAAAGGAAACUUUUUGA